AUGAACAGAGCGGUACCGGGGCCCGGAACAGACGGGGUCCAGACCGUGAUAAGCCGGGACAGAGCCGGAGCAGGGCCCGUGGCGGACGCGCUCCAGCCGGUGAUGAGUCGGGACAGAGCGGUACCGGCUCCCGGUCCAGACGGGGUCCAGACGGUGGUGGGUCCGGACAGCGGGGACAUGCUGGACGGAGGCGCCGCCGGGGAGAAGCGGCUCUUUUCCGGCGCCGUGGCCGGAGGCAGAGACGCUCAGGCCGUGGAGAACCACUCGGAACCUCCGCCGACGAACCCGGUGUUAGUCCCGCCGCAGCAGGGCCCCGGCUCCGGGCACCGGACCACCUCGUUCUCCGUCCUGGACAUCCUGGACCCCAACAAGUUCACGAGCAGCCGGAAGCAGCAGCAGCACGCGAGCCACCGGGGAGAGCGCGAGCUGAGCGCGUGCGGAGCCGAGAACCGGAGAGGAGGAGGAGGAGGAGGCGGGGAGCGCGAGCCUGGACCGGAGACCGGGAAGGGCUGCUAUGGAGCGGAGGACUACCAGAGCAAGGAAGGCUUUGUGUACAGAAGUCCAGAUGAAGACGACUACCACAGAUCUGGGACCCCGGACUCGGAGCCUCCAGACGGGCCCUACAGUAGCGAGGAGAGCAGCUCAGCUCUUCCCAGCAACGGAGACAGAGAGCUGGGCCAGCACAGCCACCAGGACACCAGCAGGGACACCAAGAGCCCCAAUGGAGGCUCCGCAGGCCAGAUCAGCAGCGCCCAGACCAAUGGGGGGCAGGGGGCCAAGCCCAAGAGGAAACGCUCCGGCUCAGACUCCAAGUCAGGGAAGCCUCGUAGAGCCCGGACUGCCUUCACCUACGAGCAGCUGGUGGCGCUGGAGAACAAGUUCAAGUCCACGCGCUACCUGUCAGUGUGCGAGCGGCUCAACCUGGCUCUGUCCCUCUCACUCACUGAGACCCAGGUCAAGAUCUGGUUCCAGAACCGCCGGACCAAGUGGAAGAAACAGAACCCCGGAGCUGACACGUCCGCCCCCACUGGCGCGGGAGGUGCAGGAGGCGGGGGCGGUGCCGGUGGAGGAGCAGGGGGCCUGGGGGGCCUCAGCCCUCUCAGCCCAUCCCCUCCGGUCAGCGGGCACCUGGCCAUGCACGCCGGCUACGCCAGCCACCAUCACCCCCCCACCGGGAGCCUGGUCCAGCUGCCUUUCCUCACCGCCAGCCACGUCCUGUCUCCGUUCAUGCUGGGGACACAGAGUUACGCUGCACCCGCCUUCUACAGCACACACCUGUAG
This is a messenger RNA of Stegastes partitus (bicolor damselfish), 1281 nucleotides long. RefSeq names its product NK1 transcription factor related 2-like,b (gene nkx1-2b). The record is from RefSeq and is a predicted model, not a curated record. The coding region runs from base 1 to 1281 and encodes 426 amino acids. The transcript is spliced from 3 exons. Gene Ontology annotation, cellular component: nucleus. Lineage: Eukaryota; Metazoa; Chordata; Actinopteri; Pomacentridae. Gene Ontology annotation, molecular function: RNA polymerase II cis-regulatory region sequence-specific DNA binding; DNA-binding transcription factor activity, RNA polymerase II-specific. Gene Ontology annotation, biological process: cell differentiation; regulation of transcription by RNA polymerase II.